AUGAUGUCUGUUGCACAUUACUCAGUUAGUUUUUUACUCCUCCUCCUUUUCCUCCAUUUCUUCUGUUUUACUCCUCCUCCUUUCCUUUCUUCUCCUCCUCCUUUCCGUCAUAUCUUCCUCCUCUUCCUUUCCUACAUUUCUUUUUUACACCUCCUCCUUUCAUUCCUUUCUUCUUUUUUACUAUUCCUCCUUUCCUUCCUUUCUUUCUUUUACUCCUCCUCUUCCUUUCCUUCCUAUCUUCCUCCUCCUUCUUUCUCCGUUUUUUACACCUCCUCCUUUCAUUCCUUUCUUCUUUUUUAUUCCUCCUCCUUUCCUUCCAUUUUUGCUCCUCCUCAUUUCCUUUUUACUUCUCUUUUCCUUUCUUUCUUCUUUUUUUUACACCUCCUCCUUUCAUUCUCUUCUUUUUACUAUUCCUCCUUUCUUCUUUUUUAUUCCUCCUCCAACUUCCUUUUUUUACUCCUCCUCCUUUUCCUCCAUUUCUUCUGUUUUACUCCUACUCCUUUCCUUCUUUACUCCUCCUCCUUCCCUUCCUUUCUUUUUUUCGCCUACUCCUUUCCUUUCUUUCAUUUUUUUACUCCUCCUCCUCCUUUCCUCUUAUUUUUACACCUCCUACUUUCAUUCCUUUCUUCUUUUUUAUUCCUUCUCCUCUUCCUUUUUUUUACUCCUCCUCCUUUCCUUUCUUCUUUUUUUUAUUCCUCCUCCUUCCUUUACUUUUUUUACUUCUCUUUUCCUUUCUUUCUUUUUUACUCCUCCUCUUCCUUUCCUUCAUAUCUUCCUCCUCUUUUUUUUUUACUCCUCCUCCUUUCCUUCCUUUCUUUUUUUACUUCUCCUCUUUUCAUUUCUUUCUUUUUUUACUAUUCCUCCUUCCCUUCUUUUUUAUUCCUCUUCCUUCCCUUCCUUUUUUACCCCUCCUCCUUUCCUUCUCUUCUUCUUUUUUACUCCUCCUCCUUUCUUCUUUUUUUUUUUACUCCUCCUCCGACAGCCUAG
Acanthosepion pharaonis is the source of this 987-nucleotide messenger RNA. The record is from the annotation of a GenBank genome assembly. Lineage: Eukaryota; Metazoa; Mollusca; Cephalopoda; Sepiida; Sepiidae.